Messenger RNA from Apus apus (common swift), 1376 nucleotides. It is a transcript of the gene SMIM3, whose product is annotated as small integral membrane protein 3. NCBI's taxonomy places the organism in Eukaryota, Metazoa, Chordata, Aves, Apodiformes, Apodidae. Bases 340 to 573 code for a protein of 77 amino acids. The record is from RefSeq and is a predicted model, not a curated record. The transcript is spliced from 5 exons.
UCCAGGGAGCGGAGCUCGCUGCAGUACCGGCAGAAGUACAGCUGCGACAGCGGAGCCCGCAUCUCCUUCUCGCCGCGCACCAGUCUCACAGUUGCUAAGACAGAACCUGACAAACCACAACAACAGCCAUCCUCAGUAUCGUGGGAUCAGCAGAAAAGGUCUCCGGAUGCUGGUUGCGUAUCUGGAGGGCAGAGCUUGCAUCAGCAUCCCCCCUGGGCUGCUCCCAGAGCCUGGUGCCUGCUGCUCACCCAUGUGGCUCCAGAGGAAACGCAGGAGAAUGAGAGCAUCCUGCCGUGCUUCCCUGGGAGCUGCUGCUGGCCUUGCCCUUCAGCAUCUCUGAUGGAGCAGAACAUGACACUGGUCAGGAGAAACCGGAGAUGCUUUCUGCCCAGGAUGGACCUCUCUGACUCUGCAGGUUCCGCCGCCCUGCCCAAGCACAUCCUGGACAUCUGGGUCAUCGUCUUGAUCAUCCUGGCCACCAUCCUGGUCAUGACAGCCCUGGUGCUCUGCCCAGCCACUGCUGUCAUCAUCUACCGGGUACGGACUCACCCCACGCGCAACGGCAUCGUGUGAGGCAGAGGUGACAAGGGACACUGUGCCAGGGACCCUGCGGAGCCCGAUGGGGCAAAAUGAGAGCUGGGGAGAGACAGGCAGGAGCAAGGUUGGGCCAGCACCUGGACUCUUGUACGUGGCCCUUGCCAGAUGAACCCACUGCCUCCUACUUACCCACUGAGCUCACGGGGGACCGUGACGGAGAUGGCAGCUGGGACACCAGCGGGGUGAUGUGUGACUUUGUGGAUGUGUCCAGCUAGAAACAACUCGCUCCCUUGAGGCAGGCUGGGCUCACCUUCGCUGGCAACCCCGUCUCCUCCCAGGCAAGCAGCAAGGAGUGGAAAUAUCUGGCAAAGUUACACCUAUUUUGGAGUCCCAGCUGUUGGGGUGGUUGGGGAAAAAAAAGGUCAAAGCAACGUGGAUGUGAUUUCUGGUUGCGCAUUCGGAGUCUUGGCUUGAAGUGUCAGUGACAGAGCUUGUCCUGGCUGCACAGCAGACGUGCAGCUGGCACCGGCUUCUCCUCUAUCAGGUAUCUGCUGAAAUUGUAGGAAAAUUCUAUGGGGCACUUGGUUCCUCUGCGUCUCGUGGGGCAGAGGAGUGUGGGCAGCUCCUGCCAGCCUGCCCGCCCGCCCGUGGGCUGGCUGUGCUCACUGCUCCUGCACAUGGCGAGGGCCCCCAGUGCUUGCCCCACUGGGGGGAUCUGUGCGACCCUCUCCUGGGCAGGCAAAGCAGGAGGAGCAGAGGGGUUUGUGCCCAGGCAAGCAGCAAGGGACCAUGUAACCUCUUACAGUGCUUUUGCUAUGAAAUAAAUGGACUUUAUUCUA